CCUAUUCAAUUUUUGAUUCAUUGAAAUUUUUGAAAGUAGCAUCUUGAAUAGCCCGAGCGAAAUGCGAGGGCAAAAGAAUCAAUUCUAAUGAAAGGAUUCGGUUUUUCUGAUCUCUAUAUUUUUCAAAAUUGGUGGGAUAACUUAAAUUUUUUUUAGAGGUUUUCGAUGUGAAUAGGGAUUGUACUCAGAUUUUUCUCAAAAAAAGUAACUUAGGUAACCAGAAAAAAAUCACCAAAAUUCAAAUAAAACCCAUUUUAAAAAACUAGCAAAAGCUCAAAACAAGAUAAUUACAUAUCAACACUUUGAAAGUAAAUUAGAUAAAAAUGCAAAAAAGGAGUUUGAAAAAAUAUUGGAUUCUGGAAACAUAAAUCGAAAAAAAUUGCAAAAUUGAAAGAAAAAGAGUGACGGGAGACGUCCUCCGAAAUAGGGAGGAACUAAAUUUUUAAUCUUAUCUGGAAUCAUUUCAAAAAAUUAAACACAAAAAUACCAAUUGUAAAAUAAUUGCAGAAAUUUUGACACGAGCGAACAAUUGAUGAAAAAAAUGAUUCAUGUGUUGAGAAAGAAUGAACAAUAAUUGUAAAAAAUUCCAUAAAUAAGAUGGAUCAUUUUAGAACAGAAAACUUAUUAAAAUCAAAGGUAAGGAACGGGGAACUGGCCGAGCUUGUAAUCCAAAUUUGGGAAAAUAGUGAAUUGCGAAUGUAGGUACCUUAAUGAUACAUUUGGAAUUGGAAAUGUGAAGAGCUGAUGAGUCGUUGAGUCAUAACAUAUAUCAGAAGAAAAAAUGCUGGUUCGGGAUGAUUGAGGUUGCGUUUAUGAGAAUGUCUAACCAGAUGCAAAUUGUGAUAAAUAGGUAACUAGGUAUUACCAGAAACUGGACAGUUGAAUCGUUGACAUUUUUGCAUUGAGAUUGUAAGUUGAAUUAUCUGAUGAAACAAAUGAAUUUUGACAAAGCAUAUGGGGCUCACUACUCCACAUUGUUUCGGAUUCUUGCACCCAGGUUGGUCAUAUUUUGCAGAUUGAAGUCGAAAUUAUUCUUGUGUAAGUACUAAGUCGUGUCACUGUCAGGGAUUUUGUUGUUGGUGUUGUGGCUUAGAAUGAUUGAAAUGACGUUUUACUUACAGAUGAUUUUGUUUUUGAUACGCAUUACUGGCAUAGGAAUGACGUAUUCCAUUGCUGUGUUGAGUAGGCAUUUCAAUGUCCGAGUCACUAAUUUGUACCUUAAUGAUACAUUUGGAAUUGGAAAUGUGCAGAGCUGAUGAGUCAUUAAGUCAUAACGUAUAUUUGAUAACAAAGAAUAACAACAGAAAAAUAAUAACAAACAUUUCUGGUAACUUUAGAAUGAGCAGUCGCGUACUUUUUAUAGAGAGCUGCUACAGUGAAAAUCAUUUUAAAAAUUUGAAUACGAAGUAAAUGUACCAUGUUUCAGAAAGGAGAAAAAUGCUCAAUUUCGCGAGAAAAAUACAUCAAAAAACCUGGCAAAAAUUGACACACGUUUCAAAAAAAAAAAAAAAAAGAAAUUCUUCUAAAAUUUGAAAGCUGAAGAAAGUACAUAUAAUACGAAAUAAAAACAUCAAGUCUUGAAAUCCCCCCUCCCUCCAAAAAAAAAACUGCAAAAAAGAGAAUCCCACAAAAACUCAAGAAGAAAAAAUUACUAAAAUUUGGCGCAAAGUUGGGAGGAAAUUUCAUUUUAAAAAUCACGAAAAUCCAAGAAAAAUGGUUUCGCCGAAAUUAAGAACAAAAAUUUAUUCAGAAAAACGAAUCGAUAAAAUUCAAAACAAAAUUAUGGAAGGGGUGAAAAUGGACAACCAUCGAAAAUUCAGUUCAGGAAAAAUUACUGAAAAUUCAGAACAGGGAACGCGAGAAUUAAAACUAAAAUGUACGAAUUCAGAAAAAAAAAUCAAAAAUAUUUUGAGAAAAAUCAUCGAAAAAUUCCAAGCAAAACUCGAAACGAUUCGAAAGGAAAAAAUGAUUUGAACUUGAAAAAAAUUGUUCAAAGACAGAUAUCCUGCGAACCUUCCUCAUAACGGGGAGGGAAAGAGAAAGGAGAGAGGGAUCAACGAAUGAAAGAUAUCAAGAUUCUGAAACAAAAAUCCACCAUAAAAAAAACGAAAAUGAAAAAAACAAACUCAUCAAAUCUCGAAGAAGCUCCCCCCCCCCCUAAAGAAAUAAUCAAAAUUCAAAGGAAAUCAUAACUUUUGGAAGAAGAAAAAUCACAAUUCCACAAAAUUGUAAACAAAAAAUCACUAGUUCCUGUAAAGCACGAGGGAAAAAACUGCUAAAAUAAAAAAAAAUCAGUCAAAAAUUAAGGCAAUAAAAUGACCGUAAGUAAUUCAGAGCAAAACUAAAAUAAUAAAAAUUCGAAGUUGAAAAGUCUAUCAAAACUGAAGAAACUUCGCCAAAAUUUGAAGAGAAAAAAAAUGAGAAUACCAGAAAAAUCAUUGGAACCCCCUCCCCCCCAAAAAAAAGAAUUUUUCUUGCUUUUCGAAGGAAUUUCUAUACUAUUUUUUCGCAUUCUUGCCACCCAUGUCAAUUUCUCGCCUUUUUCUUGCUUUCUUGAUAUUUUCUAGCCAGUAGACCCUCUGAGUAUAGUGCACUUCGUGUUGAAUAAUCUGAUCAAUAUUGAAUCAUUCCAAAAGCUACGAAUGUACUAAUCGUCUUACACGAAGGUACAUACAAUGGAAGAAAAAUUAUGGAAAAAAGUGAAAAUUCGAUUACAUAAUUUUUCACACCAUAAAUACCUACAUAUAAGGCACACAAUAAGUUAGAUAUGUAAGUAGCAUCAAAAGAAGAGACACAUUACAGCGGAACGUGCUCGUCUGCACCUUUGGCCAUGCCAUAACCACUAACCAGGGAGAGCUGAGAGAGAGAGACGAGAGGUGCAGUUAGCGGCGCUGCGACGACGACCAUCAGCCAUAUAGUCGUCGUCGUCGUCUUCGACAUGGACAUGGCACAGGACACAAGGCACAAGGCACAUACUACAGUUAAAAAGUAGUCUCGGCUAAUAGUAUUUUAUUUUUUCACAUUUCAACUUUUCUGUCCAGCAGCGAUGAGUAGCACCGUCUAGUACGUCUCGUCGCCGGAAGGUACCUGAGAGAAAGUUCACGGUGAAGGUAAAAUCGACACGAAGUCUCACCGAGUCGGCUUCCACUUUACCUCCGUUCGGCGUGUUCUCGUCCUCGUCCUCGUCCUACCCCUCCCCCCUCCUCCCGCCGGUCUACGCUCAUUUUAAUUUCACAUCUUCGUAUAUUUCUUUUCUUUAAUGUUUACUUUCUUAUAGAAUUUCUUCUUAUUCGGUACCUACGACGCGAUCGCGCGCGCAAUGCUCAUCAUCCAAGGUGCAGUUUAGUGUCCGUGAGACGCUCCCCGGUCGCGAGGCGUCUCUGCUCGAAUAACACGAAAAUUUCGUGCUCGCCGUCGUCGCUGUCGCGUGCUUUAAAUUUUUACACCCGAUAUUCACAACCCCUAACUAAUCCUGGACGCGUAUGUACAAUGCGAUUGUCGUCGCCGCGAUAAAGUUACGUAUAAUAUGCUCGCGAUUUACCUCACGCUACCUGGAUAGUAUAAUUCGCGCGAUAACCUUUUGUAAACCGCAUCCGAAGACAUGGAUUUUGCGUUGAAACUAUGUGCGAAAUUGCGUUGUGCUUUAGUACCUCAGUUAUUCGUAAUUACCGUAAUUACCUCGGCUCGUAUACGAUUCCCACCUCAGCACGAUCAAGCCGACCAACUCAUCCCGUGCAAUAACUCAGCUAUCCUCAACCUCACCUCGACCGAAUUCAUCUACAACAUCAACGGCGUACCCUGCUCGGUCUCCGGGUCGGGCCCACACGACAACUACACCAGCGACCCGUUCGCCGCCGCCGCCUCCUCAGCGUCGGAAGAUUGGCAAUUUAAUUUAACCUGGAGUGAUGGCCAAUUCAACGGCGAUGGCGACUCAUCCGCCGUGGACGAAGUGCAAAUCUUACACGAAAGCUCUACCAAAAGCUCGUCCCCCGAUUUCCAAGUCGUACCCGUCCAUGGUGGUGCUCAGCCCGAACAGCUGGUAUCUGAAAACGAGGUAAUUUCAUUACAAAACCAAUAUAGAUGGAUACUGGAUAAGCCGACCACGUGGAAGAAGAGAUAUACGCCUUUGACUACCAAUGGAACGACUCAAACCAACGCCGACGCACUCAUCGAGGCGUUUAAAAACAAAACCAAACCCAUCAAACCGCUUUCGUACGAAGACCAAAAAGGAUUUCAAAACGAAUUUUUGGAUAUUUUGGGAAAAGUGAUCCCGCAAACGUGUUGGUAUAACGGAAACGUGUUCGAUUGCAGUUUGAGCGUAUUGUGUAUCAUCGACGGAGGCAAACCAUUAGAUUUAUGUAGCGGCGGAUUGAUAUGGAGUUGUUGCAUUACUCGAGACAAGGUGAACUCAGCGACCACCGCACCGACAGUCAGCAACCCGCCGAGCACGCUGUCGGAAAAUACAACUCUUCAGCACUUGGUACAACAUCCGGAAUUCCAGCAUUUAUAUUAUUUGAAAUUAAAACAAAAACAACAACAGUUGCAACAGCAAUUACUCCUUCAGCAACAACAACAACAACAACAACAGCAGCAGCAACAAUACCCCCAAUAUAUAUACCAAAAUCAACCGGAUAAACCAUAUUAUCAACAAAGUUACCACAAAGUAUAUAAAUUUCCGAAUAAAACCGCGUCGGCGUUGGAUAAAAACAAUACCAAUACGUACGGUGAUUCGCAAUACAUGCAAUCCAUCCAACACCACACCUAUCACACGGCGCCGUUUUGGAUAAAUUCGGUAACAACAUCGAAACCCGACUCAGGAGCACAUACCACUUUGUAUUCAGUUACCAAUGCACUUAAUGUACAAACGACAUCAAAACCAAAUUACAGUUACCAAAUAAUUACCAGCUCGGAAGCAACGCCGCAAGUUACAUCUCAGAGUCAAUUGACCGUCGGAUAUAAGGGUUGCGGAGAAUUAUUUUUACGAAGUCAUAGAAUUGUCGGCGGACACACCACCAAUUUUGGAUCUCAUCCAUGGCAAGCGGCGAUCAUUAAAUCCGGUUUUCUCUCGAGGAAAUUAGCAUGUGGCGGAGCUUUAUUAACUAAUCGAUGGAUUGUUACCGCCGCUCAUUGCGUAGCGACAACUGCUAACAACAAUUUGAAAGUCCGCUUAGGUGAAUGGGACAUCCGAGAUAAUUCGGAACGACUGAGGCACGAAGAAUAUAACAUUGAAAGAAAAGAGGUGCAUCCUCAAUACAGUCCUAGUGAUUUCCGAAACGACGUAGCAUUGAUUAAAAUCGAUAGGGAUGUGUCCUAUAAACAACACAUACUACCUGUAUGUUUACCAGAUUCAAAUACGAAAUUACCAGGACGUACGGCGACGGUGGCAGGAUGGGGACGUAUGAGACAUGGUGUAACAACAAUGCCAACCGCUUUACAAGAAGUGGACGUGGAAGUUAUACCAAAUGAAAGGUGUCAAAAAUGGUUCAGAGCGGCCGGCAGACGAGAAACUAUUCACGAUGUCUUUCUAUGCGCCGGUUAUAAAGAAGGUGGUCGUGAUAGUUGUCAGGGCGAUUCUGGAGGACCUUUGACGACCACGCUGGAUGGAAAAAAGACUCUAAUCGGAUUAGUUUCUUGGGGUAUCGGGUGCGGAAGGGAGCACCUUCCGGGAGUUUAUACAAAUAUUCAAAAAUUUGUUCCCUGGAUCAAUAAAGUGAUGCUGUGAAAAGGCCAUAAAUAAAUGCUCAAACGCGAGCAUAUUGCAUUAUUUAUUUGUUUAAAGGAGUAGUCAAUGUUGUUUUUAGCUCCAAUGUGACAUAUCGAGAUUUUUAAUUUAUAUCGUGUAUAGUUUUUCAUUGUUUUUAUUAUUCCCCCCAUUUCCCCCUCCCCUCUUAUUUUUAUAUGUAUGUUUUCUUCUGUGUAUGUACAUAGGUGUAUAAUUUUCUCUUUUUUUCUCUCGUGUAUAGUGAUAAGCCAUUACUUAUUUAUACGUAUAUUUGAUGAAGAAAAUAUUUAUAAUGUAAUAUACAAGUACAUACUUUC
Messenger RNA from Planococcus citri (citrus mealybug), 6039 nucleotides. RefSeq names its product coagulation factor IX-like. Lineage: Eukaryota; Metazoa; Arthropoda; Insecta; Hemiptera; Pseudococcidae. The transcript has 9 exons. Gene Ontology annotation, molecular function: serine-type endopeptidase activity. The record is from RefSeq and is a predicted model, not a curated record. Gene Ontology annotation, biological process: proteolysis. Bases 3602 to 5722 code for a protein of 706 amino acids.